Labrus bergylta (ballan wrasse) is the source of this 2329-nucleotide messenger RNA. The record is from RefSeq and is a predicted model, not a curated record. Lineage: Eukaryota; Metazoa; Chordata; Actinopteri; Labriformes; Labridae.
CACCUGGCUGUCAGGCUCUGAGCUCCUACCUGUCACUUCCUGCUGUCUCCUUUUAUUCAUUUUCACUUCUUUAUUCGACACGGGCUCGUUUUCACGUCACGGCCGUGUGUGUAUGACUCCGGCUCAUGAAGCCCGCACGGUUCGCGGACCCUGCGGCACACACGUUACGACCUUGGCUUCAUGUUCGUCUCAAAGGAGGAGUAACCCCCCCCCUCUCUCAGGAGCUGCUGGAGAUCACCGCUUGGGUUUAAUUAGCCUCCGUGCGGGACUGUAAUGUGAGCUCUUCAUCAUCAUCGUCUUCAUCAAAACACCGAGCCGAGGGCGGCGCAGAGAGGGACACUGCCCGGGAAAAGGCAUGGACGAGAGGUUAUGUGUGCCUCCCCCCUGAAGGCCUCUGUCGCCCCCCACCCUCCGGUCCCUCUGUGACCAUGUAUCGCAGGAACGGCCUCUCAGAUGGCACCAGCAUCAACUCCAUGACGUCAGAGGCGAGCAGCAGCUCUGACUCUCUGGAUGGACCGUGUGUCGACUACGCCAAGAGCUACGAUGCCGUCAUCUUCGAUGUUUUGAAGGUGACGCCCGAGGAGUUCGCUAGUCAGAUCACGCUGAUGGAUGCUCCCGUGUUUAAAGCCAUUCAGCCUGAGGAGCUCGCCAGCUGUGGAUGGAACGGGAAGGAGAAACACAGUUUGGCUCCAAACGUGGUCGCCUUCACUCGCAGGUUCAACCAGGUCAGCUUCUGGCUGGUGAGAGAAAUCUUGACGGCACAGACGCUGAAAAUCCGAGCGGAGAUCCUGGGUCACUUUGUCAAGAUAGCAAAGAAACUGUUGGAGCUGAACAACCUCCACUCUCUGGUGUCGGUGGUGUCCGCUCUGCAGAGCGCUCCCAUCUUCAGACUCAGCAAAACCUGGGCGCUGAUCAGCCGCAAAGAUAAAGCCACGUUUGAGAAGUUAAACUAUCUGACGUCCAAAGAAGAAAACUACACCCGCAUGAGAGAGUACAUCCGCUCCCUGAAGAUGGUGCCCUGCAUCCCCUACCUCGGGAUCUACUUGCUGGACAUGAUCUACAUCGACUCGGCCUAUCCGGCGUCAGACAGCAUCAUAGAGACGGAGCAGCGGACCAAUCAGAUGAACAACCUGCUGAGAGUCAUCUCUGACCUGCAGGUGUCCUGCAAAUAUGAUUACCUGGUGACCCUCCCUCAUGUUCAGAAGUAUCUGCUGUCAGUCCGGUACAUUGAGGAGCUGCAGAAGUUUGUAGAAGACGACAACUUCAAGAUUUCUCUGAAGAUUGAACCUGGAAACAGCUCCCCUCGCAUCGCUUCCUCCAAAGAAGACCUGGCAGGUAACGCACGCCUUAAGUAUAUAUAUAAAUACGUGUUUGGCCCGUCUCCACUCAUUUAGGGGAGUGGAGCUGAUAGAUUUCUACUUUGGUCAAUGUGUUCUUCUACUGUCUCCUCUGGGCUCCAUCAGUCCAUGUGGUUCUGUGGUUCUGUGAUUACCGUGGGAACCUCUUUGACUCGGGACUCCAGCAGUUGCUGCUCCAUUCUGCGCUCUGAAAACGCAGUUUGGGUGUUGAUGAAUGAGAGAGCUCGGAGCUGUAACAUACACAUAGCUGCUGGAAGUUUGGGGUUAAAAUCUUCUUUUCUGAUGAAGAAUUUGUAGUUUUGUUUUCAAUUCUUGAUCAUCUGUUGAAAGAAUGAAAUCCAGCCGGCCUUGUGGUUGAGUUAUUGAAACCAGAGAAGGUCUGUGAUGACUAGAAGCAUGUGUUUAGAAGGGACACAGAAUGAUGAACGCUCACUAACAGCUCUGUGCAGGUGCAGUUAGUCACAUCAGGUCGGUGUAGUGACAGCUGAUGGAUUCUUUGAUUAGCUUGGAAAACAAAGCAGCAGCAGAGAGCUAACAGGCCGUUCUGAAAGAACUACACUAACAACCAAACCCAAACAUCCACCUCCUGUUUCUCCUCCAUCCUCUUCACCUGUCUGUGAGCUGUGAUGUCCUCACCUGUCUGUGAGCUGUGAUGUCAUCGUGCAGGUGAGGAGGAAGAAUGAUGUUUAGACAGCUCAGAGUGGAUUGAAGAGGUUAACUAGGACAUGUUGGACUUCCUUUAUUGUUCUUCUUGUGUAGUGUUGAUACUCUGGAGGGCUUUAUUUGAGGAGGGGGGUGUGAUGAGGUGAUGUAAUGCAGCAGGGACAGGCUGAGAUCUGGAUGUGGGUCUGAGUGAUAAUGAGAGAAGCCCACCGAGCCAAAUUGGAGACGGGACGAAGCUCUGCAGCUGUGAGAGAGCGAGCUGAGAGGACGUGUGGUCACACUGAGAACACGACGACUUAAAGAUGAAG